Messenger RNA from Trematosphaeria pertusa, 531 nucleotides. RefSeq lists its product as uncharacterized. The coding region runs from base 1 to 531 and encodes 176 amino acids. The record is from RefSeq and is a predicted model, not a curated record. Lineage: Eukaryota; Fungi; Ascomycota; Dothideomycetes; Pleosporales; Trematosphaeriaceae. The transcript has 2 exons.
AUGCAGGUCGAUGCACGGGACUCUGAACCGCCUGCACCCGAACCUCGCGACGCUGCUCGUCGUGCUGCGGAGGAGUCUGAGGUCGCCCGUUUCUCCCGCCGCCAUGAAGCUCCUACACCUGCUGACGAGCCUCCUCUGCCAGCAGAACCAGAUCCGGCCCCGGCACCCAGACCGGAAACGGAAGUGGAAGGGGGAGAGCGCCCUCGCGCCGUACUGAUCGAUGAUGCAGCUGCUGUUGUUGGCACCCAAUCUACGUCCUCGGCAGAGCGCCGCGAGCGUCGUCGCACGAGUCGGCGCGUCUCGAUCGCUGAGCACGAUCGGCCCAAAUCCCGCCGUAUCUCCGUGACGGAGAAAGAGAGGCCAGUGAGCAGACGCACGGAGUCUGACCGACCACGAACGAGGGGCAAUGGAGAGGAGCGACCGCCUAGGCCAAGGAGGAGCGAUACAGAGAGGAGCAGUCGUCACAAGAAGAAGGACGAUGGCGGAGCAAUGAAGGGGUUCUUCGGGAGUUUGAAGCGAAUGGUUGCAUAG